Molecule: messenger RNA, 912 nt
Organism: Aspergillus campestris IBT 28561
Lineage: Eukaryota; Fungi; Ascomycota; Eurotiomycetes; Eurotiales; Aspergillaceae
Exons: 1
Coding region: 121-738 (205 amino acids)
Source: RefSeq, a predicted model, not a curated record
CUUCGAGGAACAAACCUCCCAACGUUGAAUCUAGAAAUAAAAACACUCUGCAUAAUCCUCAGAGACUACUCGAACCCAAAGAUAUCAUCCCACGAUCAACCAAACCAGAGAACCACCAAAAUGACCGACCAACCCUCCACGGCGGACCUCCGCAAAGCCGACUACGAGCGCUUCAAAGACUACGUCGCCUACGGAUUCGUCCUCGGGGCCCCAGUCCUCAUUGCCCUACCGCCCCGCAAACUCGACCACUUCACCGCCCUCCUCACCUUCUCCUUCCUAGCCGGCGUGAACCACACAACCCGCAUUCACACCGGCCGCAGCGCCCUGGAGCACCUGAUGUCGUCUCGCGGCGAGUCCAAACCCGAAGGCAGCAGCAGCGGCGGAGGGGGCUGGGGCAUGCCCACCAAGCGGGCGGAGGAGAUCCAGGCGAAGUUGCGCGCGGCGCGCGAGGCGCAGAUCCAGGCGGAGGAGGCGCGGCUGGCUGCUGCCGGUGCGAAUCGCGCGGCCGCUGAGGAGGAGCUGGAGAAGUUGAGGGCACGGAGGGAGCAGGAGAAGGGCGUUGUGGAGAAGGUGUGGAUGGGUGGGGAGUCCGAGGGGUGGAAGGAGAAGAGGCUGCGCGAGGAGCAGAAGGCGUUGGAUGAGGGGAGGGGGUAUGGUGAUUUGAUCCGUGACCAUAUCUGGGAUGUGUGGACUUGGGGGAAGAAGGAUGAGGGGGAGGGUGAUGAGGAUCAGGAAUGAAAGAAGAACUUCUUUUGUGCUCCUCGAAAGACAAUGAUGGCUGGUGGGAUGUAUAGUAUAUUGCAUGUAUGGGUAUGGCGUUUGGCUUGAGCGUUGUGGACUUUUAUAGGGACUUUCGCAUCUCUUUAUACUUAUGUACUCAAAUUGGAUGGAUCAUGUGUUUAGAGAAGGUCA